Messenger RNA from Melanotaenia boesemani (Boeseman's rainbowfish), 3157 nucleotides. Its product is annotated as ATP-binding cassette sub-family D member 2-like. The coding region runs from base 17 to 2233 and encodes 738 amino acids. Gene Ontology annotation, molecular function: ATP hydrolysis activity; ABC-type transporter activity; ATP binding. The record is from RefSeq and is a predicted model, not a curated record. Lineage: Eukaryota; Metazoa; Chordata; Actinopteri; Atheriniformes; Melanotaeniidae. Gene Ontology annotation, biological process: fatty acid beta-oxidation; peroxisome organization; long-chain fatty acid import into peroxisome. The transcript is spliced from 10 exons. Gene Ontology annotation, cellular component: peroxisomal membrane.
GAUUAACGUGUAAAAAAUGUCCAACAUCCUCGAUGCGGCGUCCAAAGUUAAAUGGGACCGCACGGCUGCGGCGAAGCGAGCCGUGUUUCUUGCGGCUGCCGCUUACGGUGUCAGAACACUGUAUCCCAUCAUCUGGAAGCAGCUCUGCAAAAAUAAAGAUCCCAACACUACUCGGCCUGGUUCGAAGGCGGCGCAGAAUGGCUCUACUUGUUCAGGAAAAACUCCGGUAGAUGCUGUGGGUGAUAAGAAAGCAUCACCGGGAGUGAAUGCUGAAUUUUUCAAGCAGAUCGUCGAACUUGGUAAAAUUCUCUUUCCCAAGCUUGUUUCAAAAGAGCUCAGUUUGCUUUGCUUGCACUCCGUGGCGCUUAUAUCUAGAACGUUUCUGUCCAUUUACGUGGCUAGCUUGGAUGGAAAGAUAGUCAAAACGAUCGUGGAGAAAAAACCCCAGCGCUUCAUCAUUCAGCUGAUCAAAUGGCUCCUCAUUGCCAUCCCGGCCACGUUCGUCAACAGCGCCAUCCGGUACCUGGAGUGCAAACUGGCCCUGGCCUUCCGCACCCGGCUGGUGAACCAUGCCUACCAGACCUACUUCACACAUCAGACUUACUACAGAGUCAGCAAUAUGGACGGAAGGCUCGCAAACCCGGACCAGUCUCUCACCGAGGACGUCAUGAUGUUUUCCCAGUCGGUGGCCCAUCUCUAUUCCAACCUCACCAAGCCCAUCCUGGAUGUGGUGCUGACCUCCUACACGCUGAUCCAGACAGCCAGAGCGAGAGGAGCCAACGCUAGCGGGCCAACCCUGCUGGCCGGGCUGGUGGUGUUUGCCACGGCUAAGGUCUUGCGUGCAUGCUCGCCCAAAUUUGGCAAGCUAGUAGCCGAGGAGGCUCAUAGGAAGGGCUACCUGCGCUAUGUGCACUCCAGGAUCAUUGCUAAUGCUGAGGAAAUCGCUUUCUACAGAGGACACAAGGUGGAGAUGUGUCAACUGCAGAAGUGCUACCGGGCUCUCGCGGAUCAGAUGAACCUCAUUCUCUCCAAACGUCUGUGGUACAUCAUGAUCGAGCAGUUCCUCAUGAAGUACGUGUGGAGCAGCUGCGGACUCGUCAUGGUGGCGGUGCCCAUCAUCACAGCCACUGGCUUUGCUGACAAUGAAACAGCCGAUGGGCAGACACAGGUGAUGGUGAGUGAGAGGACAGAGGCGUUCACCACCGCCCGUAACCUCCUGGCCUCAGGAGCUGAUGCCAUCGAGAGGAUCAUGUCCUCCUACAAAGAGGUCACAGAGUUGGCCGGUUACACUGCAAGGGUCCACAACAUGUUUGUGGUGUUCGAGGACGUCCAGAAGGGGGUUUACAAGCGCUCCUCUCUAUCAGCCAUCAAUGGAACAAAGAAGAAGAGCAGGCCUGAGAUGCACAUAGAUGGGCCCCUGGAAAUAAAGGGUGAGGUGAUUGAUGUGGACAAGGGCAUUGUGUGUGAGAACGUACCAAUCAUCACACCCAAUGGCGACGUGGUAGUGUCAUGCCUGAACUUGAAGGUGGACGAGGGAAUGCACUUAUUGAUCACAGGGCCUAAUGGCUGUGGAAAAAGCUCUCUAUUCAGGAUCCUCAGUGGCCUGUGGCCCGUCUACGGCGGCCGGCUACACAAGCCGUCUCCUCAACACAUGUUUUACAUCCCACAGAGGCCAUACAUGUCAAUGGGCUCACUGCGAGAUCAGGUGAUCUACCCAGACUUAGUGGAGGACAUGGCUGCCAGAGGGCUGACGGAUAAGGACCUGGAGGCCAUCUUGGACAUUGUUAACCUUAAUCACAUUGUCACCAGAGAGGGAGGCUGGGAUGCUGAGCUGGACUGGAAGGAUGUGCUUUCAGGAGGCGAGAAGCAGAGGAUGGGCAUGGCUCGCAUGUUUUACCACAAGCCUAAAUAUGCCCUGUUGGAUGAGUGUACCAGUGCUGUGAGCAUUGAUGUGGAGGGAAAGAUUUUCCAGGCUGCCAAGGAUGCCGACAUCUCUUUACUCUCCAUCACACAUCGGCCCUCGCUGUGGAAGUACCACACCCACCUGCUGCAGUUUGACGGGGAGGGAGGCUGGCGCUUUGAGCAGCUGGACUCAGCCACGCGCCUCUCCCUCACGGAGGAGAAGCAACGGCUGGAGGCCCAGCUGGCUGGGAUUCCCGAGAUGCAGAAUCGCCUCAACGAGCUCUGCAAGAUCCUGGGAGACGACUCUGUUCUCAAAACAGCCGAUGAGUGAGCGCGAGGAGGAAUGAGGCCCAUUGGGGGAGAAAGAUGAGAAGUGGGGGAAAGUGUGGGAGACAGGGAGGCAGUGAAAGGGAAAAAAAAGCCCUGAUUUGUUUGAGUCUUUUCUGCUGAGGGUUUUUUUUUUUCUUUUUGCUCCGAGCCUCUCUUCUUAAAGCAGGGAGCUCUUAAAGACGGCCAGUCUUUGUACUCUGUUUUCUCUUCUCCCUCUUCUUUUCUUCUUACCCAGCUCCAAUGGGACAAGUUAAAGGGGGGGAGUGAAGUUCAUGGAGUGAAACUCUCCCAUGUAACGUGCACUGACUAUAUAUUCAGCUGUAGAUUUUUAAUGGUUGGAUUUAACAUACAUGUUUACAUGCUGUAAAUGUCAGGAUCAAUUCCUUACCAAAGUAGAAAGCUGAACUGAUAGAUCCAGACUAACUAAGAUGACAAUUUUGUGAUUUUAUAGCACUUUAUUCUGCUUUUAGAGGGCUGUUUCUGCUUGUAGUGAUAGUUCAUGCAUUUGGCUUGAGAAAAUUUUAAUAUGGAACCACUAUCAUGUCCAAAGCAGUAUUCCAGCCCCAGUGCAAUGGGUUGUGUAUUUGUUUUUACCUCCAAAAUUUUGCUUUAGAUGUUUCCUUUUACUGAAAUUAAUACAGAUUUUGAGGUUAAAAAAAGUCUAUUUUUAAUCAUGUGUAUAGCUCACCGUACAAUCCUUUCCCUCAAACCUCAUUUGUGCCCUUCUUAGACUCAAAUGACUGAUACAGGCUCCAACUGUGUUGGCUCUAUUAUUCGAACGAUUAGUGAUGCAGGCCUGACUCCUGAACCAUAGGUUUCUGGUUUAUUGAACAAACACAAUAGGCUAAAGAGGUCCUCUUCAGAGGGUAGAGGAGCAGGGGUGAGCUGACUCUGGAUGUCUAGUCUGUCAGGUCUCAUAGAUAAA